UGGAUUCCUUGGUGGCGUGCAUUGUGGACCUUCUGGGUCCCACUUUUUUUUUUUCUCUCUCCUCCUAAAUUAUCAAAUUUCUUAUUUUUAUUUUACUAUUUAAUAUUCCUUCCUUUCAUCACUCUCUCUUAAUUUCCUCGUGCUCUCAUUCAUUCACUCACUCUCCACCUUUCUUCUCCCUCCUUCUUUAGAAAGAGAAAAUUAAAUAAAUUAAUUUCUUUUUAUUUUUUCUUUUUUUAAGGGUUUGAUUUCUCUUAAAUUACGCAUCAAGAUCGAAUUUUGAUGAGUACCCAAUUCAAUUUAGGGUGAAAUAUUAUCUGGGUUAUUGAAAAAUAAAUAAUAAAAAAAAGUUAAAUUUUUUGGAUGGCAAAGACAGGGGUUAUUUCUGAUGGAGAUGCAAAUAGAGUAGUUGAGUUGAAGAAAGAGCUUAGAUUAUUAGUGAAAACUAUUUUAGAAGAAGAAGAUAAUAAUAAUAAUAGUAAUAAUAAUGAUUUUGUUUCUAAUUCAUCUUCUUCAUCUUUUGUUGACACCAUUGAUAAAACGAAAGAACUUCUUUCUGUUUUAAAAGAAGUCAAAUUGAAGAAAACGACGUCGUUGAGGUUGGAUGAUGACUCUUUUUCUUGCCCUCCUGAAUUUCGUUGUCCUCUCUCUAAACAACUCAUGCGAGAUCCCGUUAUUAUCUCUACUGGCCAGACUUAUGACCGACCCUUCAUUCAGAAAUGGCUGAAAGCAGGGCACAGGAUGUGCCCUGUUACCCAGCAAGUUCUUUCACACUCACUCCUCACGCCAAAUUACCUGGUUAGGGAAAUGAUAUCUCAAUGGUGCAACAGUCGGGGGAUCGAGACCCCUGAUCCGGUUGGGUAUAUAAAUGAGGAAGGACCCACCGAGGCUGAUCGGGACUAUUUCUCUUCUUUGAUUGAUAAAAUGUCCAAGUCAAUUGGCGAGCAAAAGGCUGCAGCAAAAGAACUAAGGCUCCUUACUAAGCGAAUGCCCUCCUUUCGGGCACUUUUUGGUGAAUCAACUGAGGCCAUACCACGUUUGUUAAAACCCCUAACACAACAAAGGAGAGGAUCCUUUUCUUCGUCAAGGAGUAAUGAAAUUCACCCUGAUCUUCAAGAGGAUGUGAUCACAACUUUAUUGAACAUUUCAAUCCAUGAUAGCAACAAGAAGCUUGUUGCAGAGACACCUAUGGUGAUCACACUACUAGUCGAUGCAUUACAGUACGGGACACCAGAAACAAGAAGCAAUGCAGCUGCAGCACUGUUUACAUUAUCUGCCCUUGAUUCAAAUAAGGUAUUGAUAGGGAAAUCUGGCGCAUUGAAACCCUUGAUUGAUCUUUUAGAUGAGGGUCGUCCAAUGGCUGUAAAGGAUGCUGCCUCGGCUAUAUUCAACCUUUGCAUUGUUCCAGAGAACAAGGCAAGGGCUGUUCGUGAAGGGGCAGUUAGAGUAAUAUUUAAGAAGAUCAAGAGUGGUGUGCACGUCGAUGAGUUGUUGGCGAUACAAGCAAUGUUGUCAACCCAUCAGAGGGCCGUGGAGGAGUUGGCUGAGCUUGAGGCUGUCCCGUGUUUACUAAGUGUUAUGAGGGAAAGCUCAUGUGCUCGUAACAAGGAAAAUUGUAUUGCUAUACUCUAUACAAUAUGCAUAAAUGAUAGGACUAAGUUGAGAGAGAUGCGAGACGAGGAGCGUGCUUAUGGGACAUUGUCACAGCUUGCAAAAGAUGGGACUUCAAGGGCUAAGAGAAAAGCUAGUGGCAUACUUGAGAGGUUAAAUAGAGCUCUUAAUAUCACUCAUACUGCUUGAUGAUUAGCGUUCAAAAAAACUGAGUUGCAGCAACAUACCAGAAUCAAAAACUGUAUGUAAAUUUUGUACCUUCUCCUAAGACUCUUUGGGCUUUUUUUUUUUUUUUGUAAAUUCUUGGAGUUCUUUUUGUAUUUUUUUUUUUUUUUUUUUUGAGGGGAUUUUUUUUUGUAUUUUAUUUUAUCUUAGGUUGAGCUAUGAGAUGUGUUCUGUGAAUAGAAUAAAAUAAUAUAAAUUUGAUAUAAAAGAAAAAAAAAAAAGUAAAUGAGAGAGCAUUAUCUACAAAAACUAGUAUUAUAUACUCAUCUGACAGAGUAGCACGAUUAUGUUUUUAUGUGGCAGUUAUGGUGUACUCGUUUGUAUUUUAUUACCUUUGAAGUAGCUAUAUAUUGACAAGUAAGAGUUGUCCUUUUUUGCUAUCUAUAAACAAGUGUACCUCUUUCAAGUAUUCA
Messenger RNA from Beta vulgaris subsp. vulgaris (sugar beet), 2249 nucleotides. Its product is annotated as U-box domain-containing protein 9. The coding region runs from base 364 to 1800 and encodes 478 amino acids. Gene Ontology annotation, molecular function: protein binding; ubiquitin-protein transferase activity. The record is from RefSeq and is a predicted model, not a curated record. Lineage: Eukaryota; Viridiplantae; Streptophyta; Magnoliopsida; Caryophyllales; Amaranthaceae. Gene Ontology annotation, cellular component: cytoplasm; nucleus. The transcript is spliced from 2 exons. Gene Ontology annotation, biological process: protein ubiquitination.